UCUAAUUCUUUCUGCCGACGACGAAUUCCAUCUUUACCUCUUCGGUGUCUACUUUUACAUACUUAUAAUGAUAGACGAACGAAGAGAGAGAAAGAGAGAGAGAGAGAGAGGCGACAAAGCAAAGAUCAAGAGAGAACAACUGACCCGAAGCGGAUCCAUCGCGAGUAAAACGGAGAGACACUCGGUUCGGUUUGGUGAUAGCCAGGUCCCCGGCCCCCCCCCACCACUGGGUUCCACGGUUUCGAAUCCCUGCAGGGGGCCCGAAUACCCCCACUAUCGUCUACCGGCUGCGGUAGAAGAGACCUCGUGGUCCCCGACCAACGAGAUCGUGGAACAACGAGUCCGCCCUUGCACCCUCGACGGAAGUCGGCACCACUACCCUGAAGGCGAAGCUCGCGUUCGUACCCCCACCGUGUCGCGUUUCGUGUCACCGUAACUCGUUCAACGGACCACCGUCUUACUUGACUCCUUCCGCUCCUUUACGUCCGUCUCUGCUCCUCUUUGUACCGUUGCCCCACCAUAUUCAGGGACUGCCGGGGGCAAUUGGGUGGCAUCCGGGGGGAGGGGGGGCCAUUUAAAGCCGCUGGGGGGCCGGUGCUCGAUGAGUCACUAUAUAAGACGGGCAAGGACAAGAAGGUGUAUGUUAGUAUACACUCAAUCUUCCCGUGGCUCGCAACGAUUCACGAAGUAGCGAGCGCCGGUGAAUUCGGUUGCGGUUGUGACCGACUUUUUCUCUCUUUCUCUCUCUCUCUCUCUCUCUCUUCCCUUUUUCUCUCUCUCUCUCUCUCUUCUCUUUCCCGCCUCCGAUCCUUUCUAUUUUUCUUUUUUUUAUUCUCUUUUUUUUUCCUUUCAUGUCUGAGUGUUGUUCCAUUAAAUAAUCGCUCAGCUCUCUUUCUCUUUCCUCCCUCUUUCGGUGUGUCUCUCUCUCUCUCUCUCUCCUCUGCGCCCUUCCCUCCGCUUUCAUUGACUCUCCCGCCACGUUUCUUCCCCUAGCGCGUAAGAACGCGGCGAGCGCCGUUUAUCACCUGUGCGUGCACGUCUCUUUUUUUUCUCCCCUUCCCUGUUCUUAUUCUACUCGUUGCUCGUGCUAAUCGGCACGAAUCCGCGGCUCCUCUCCGCGAGAGAUUUCACUCUUCCCUGAAUUUUCGGCGUUGUCGUCCCGGUCGUUGCGUAAUUGUUACAACUCUGAAUAUUCGGCGUCGAAUAAGUCGUUCUUCUUCUUCUUCUUCUUCUUCUUCUUUUUCUUUUUUUUUUUCCUUUUCUUUUUUGGUAAAUUGCUCCAAUUAUCCUCUCUCGUAUACACGCGCGCACGCGCGCACUCACGAGCGUACACGCGCGCACACACGCGCGCGCUCUCCUUCCCACCCCCCUCUCCACCCGUGUAUUCCCCUCCAGAUUAUGCCCCACCAGCCUAGUCAGAUUUGAUACUUAAAGCCGCGAAUUUCGGAAGCAUCGUUUCGAGUAGGAAAAUUGUGUUCGAAGUAUCGGACCGUGGUACUUUCUGUUCGUGCGAAAGGAGAUAGGACGGAGAAAAAUUUAGAAAGAACGAACGAACAAACAACAGAAGGAAAGAAAGAAACAAACAAACAAGCAAACAAACAAAGAGAGAGAAAGAAGAAAGGAGCGUAGAAAGCGAAAGGGAAAGGGAACAAGCGCGAGAGUGUUGACGGAGUUAGAAGGAAGAGAAAGAGGCAACAGGUGGUGAUACCGCGACCGGAGAAAGGAGAGAGGAAAGCAAAGAGAAAGAGGAAGCGUAGGAAGUAAGCGGCGAAGGUUAUUAUAACGUAAGAGUAAAAGAGUUGAAGAAAUCAAGGUGAGAAGAAAGCCUGAGAGAAAGUAAACGAGACCACCGGGGGGUUGGAAAUUGUUACGAAGCUACGAGAAAGAAAGAAAGAAAGAACGAGAGAGAGAGAGAAGAAGAAGAAGAAGAAAAAAAGAAAAACUAUCGAAGAAAUUCCUUGAAAUAUAUCAGAAGGAAGAACAAAAGAAGCACGGCUCUUUCUUUCUUUUGCGGAAGAUAGAAAAGUUCACGGCACCGUUGAUUGGAAACACAUAGUAGCGCGAUGUUAGUGGAACACGCGACACAAUGGGCUUGGCAAGUAAUGGGUGGUACGAGAAUCGAGGUCCUUUGCACGUUUCUCGUGUUCAUAGGUGCAUUAAUGAUAGCGAGGUGCUUGCAAUGGCUUAGGUAUGUGCGCGCUCUGCCUCCAGGGCCUUGGGGUCUACCCUUGUUCGGUUAUAUGCCAUUCUUGAAAAGCGACACUCACCUCCGGUACGGCGAACUGGCGAAAAAGUACGGCCCAAUGUUCAGUGCCCGGAUCGGUACGCAACUGGUGGUUGUUCUUAGCGAUCAUCGUACGAUUCGCGACACGUUUCGCCGGGAAGAGUUUACUGGCAGACCGCAUACCGAGUUCAUCAACAUCCUCGGCGGAUAUGGUAUUAUCAACACCGAAGGUGCCUUGUGGAAAGACCAAAGAAAAUUUCUUCACGAUAAGCUCAGAGGCUUCGGCAUGACCUAUAUGGGCAGUGGAAAGCAAAUUAUGGAAUCGAGAAUCAUGCGCGAGGUGAGGAUGUUCCUUCGUGGAUUGGCGUCGAAACCAGGCGUACCGACGAACGUUUCAGCCUCCCUUGGAAUGUCGAUCAGCAACGUUAUAUGCUCCAUCAUAAUGGGAGUGCGUUUCCAACAUGGCGACAAUAGGUUCAAACGAUUCAUGGAAUUGAUCGAGGAGGGUUUCAAGUUGUUCGGCAGCAUGGUCACCGUCAACUUCAUCCCCGUGUUGCGUCAUCUGCCCUGUCUCCAAAGGGUUCGCAACAAGAUAGCGGAGAACCGCGCGGAAAUGGCGGACUUCUUUCAAGAGGCGGUCGACCAGCAUCGGGCAACGUUCGACAAAAGCACCGUGCGAGACCUUGUCGACGCGUAUCUGCUCGAGAUCGAGAAAGCGAAGGGUGAAGGUCGCGCCACCACGCUCUUUCAAGGGAAGAAUCAUGAUCGACAGAUGCAACAAAUCCUUGGUGACUUGUUCUCCGCUGGUAUGGAAACGGUGAAGACCACGCUCGAAUGGGCGAUAAUCUUGAUGCUGCAUCAUCCGGAUGCGGCGACUGCCGUGCAGGAGGAACUGGACCAGGUGGUGGGCAAAUCGAGGAUGCCCGCCUUGGAAGAUCUACCUUUCCUUCCGAUAACAGAGGCGACGAUACUCGAGGUCCUUAGACGAUCGAGCAUAGUCCCUUUGGGAACCACUCACUCAACGACCAGAGACGUGACGUUGCACGGUUACACGAUACCGGCGGGAUCUCAGGUGGUGCCGUUGUUGCACGCGGUGCACAUGGAUCCGGAACUGUGGGACGAGCCGGAGGUGUUUCGACCGAGUCGGUUCCUCUCGGCCGAAGGUAAAGUCCAGAAACCGGAAUACUUUAUGCCGUUCGGCGUCGGCAGACGCAUGUGCCUGGGCGAUGUGCUGGCGCGCAUGGAGCUGUUCUUGUUCUUUAGCUCGUUGAUGCACACGUUCGAGCUGCGAUCGCCGCAGGGCUCGUCCUUGCCGAGCUUGCGCGGUAACGUCGGCGUCACCGUCACUCCGGACCCGUUCAAUGUUUGCUUGGUGCCGAGGAAUCUCGAUCUGAUCGAGGAUACGAGCAACGACACGAUCGGCUCUGGCGCCAUUCUGCGGAACGUCGGCAGCCACUGAGUUUCCUGGUUCUUCGAACGCUCCAACGAUCGAUCGACGGAGCACGGUAAUCGUUCCUAACGAGACCGACACCGAGACCUGGCUCCACUUGGCCCGACUCGAUUCGAAAACCGAUUCCAAAUCCGAGUUAGCCCCUUCGGGGACGAUGUUGCCGUAGUUUGUCGAUGACCUUUUUUUUCUUUUUUUUCGUGCUCUCUCUGAUAAAGAUCAAGUAACAAAGUUAGAGCCGAAAGUUUGAAGCUGAAAGUUUUCAAAAUUAAGCGACGUGUAAUCUUAGAUUCUAAUGUUUAGAAGACGAGCAAGUUGGACAGUCGUUUCUGAAAGGGUCAAUUCGAUUUCAUUCAGUUAAUACACUCUCUCUGUCACAGCGUUUCUUAAUCUGUGCGGUCCUCGGUAACUGAAGAAAAAAGCGCGUGUUGGAGGCGCGUGAUAAUAGCAACAAAAAGGGUUAUUUAUUAACGGGGAAUCGAACCGUGGUUAAGAAACGCUGCUUCGUCGGAUUGUUUCAAGCGAAUUUUUCCACGCGGCUCGAACGCAGUUUUGUUCAUCGUUUUUUAUUGUCGUGGCAAAAGGCAACGAUUAAGAAAACCAGUUUGUCGAUAUGAAGAAUCGAACAACAGAUCUCCAGCGAAGAAAGUUUGAGGAUAAAGUCACUCGAGUGCACGAGUGAUGUGAUAGGGAACGUGUUCGAUCUUUGUCCAUGCUUAAUCCUCAAGUGCUGUCGAAACGCCGAAAUUUGAAACAUCUCGCAGAUCGUGGAGUAAGUAUCAAAAUCCAAUCUUCCACGCUCUAUAUUAUUAACCCUUAAUCGAUAUCGUCGAAUGUUUGGUCGACGGAAAUUCCGAUCAAAUUAAUUAAUUUUGGAAUUUUUGAAAUCCCGUCGAACUUUAUUUUAAUUGAAUACUUAAUUGCAAAGGAGAACUUAAAAUACAAAAGUGCAACAGCAAUACAAGUAUACAAGAUUAACAGUAAUACAAGAUUCUAGUAACUUGACAAAAAUUACUGCACCAGUGAUUAUUACUGCUACAAUCUAACGAUACCGAUUUAAGGGUUAAUGAUAAAAAUACUCAGUCGGAGAUAUUCGGUGCUCAUAGUGCUUAAGGGUUAAACCAUCCCAGCGAGGUUUUUCUUACUUCAGUACUUUCAUCCUCCUCCCCAUCUCUUCAUUCCCAGUUUCCGUUAUUUAAUUUCGUCCCCUCCCAAAUGUGCCUGCUAGCCAAGCGGCAACAUUUCGCCCCUUAUUUAUUCGCAUUUAGUCAUUAGCGUUAACAUUAACAUUAGCAGAACGUGUGCGCAGUAUGUCGGGACAGAGUCGUGUGUACGCGGUUGAAUGAACGUUUCGGGAUGUUCCGCGUGUACAUAUUCAAUCGACACAGACGAGCAAGAGAGAAAGAAAGAAACGUAAUAUAACGAGAAUUGGACAACGACGAUCCCGUCAAUCGUGAUAAUGAUCUGUUGUCUUGACGCAGUCUCGGACGCCGCAAGAGACAAAAGACUAGUAGAUAGUAACCGAUAAGAAGAGGAGCAAUUCUUUUUAGUAACGGUACACAUUAUAGGAGAUAAGUGGUAGUGGUAGUGGUAGUAGUUAGCAAUAGGGAUAUUAGGCAGAAGCAGCAGCGGCGAAACGGUAGUGAAGGCAAUCGUAGUUGUAAUGGUAAAAAAAAAAGAAGAAAAAAAAAAAAAACAGUAACGACAUCGACGAUAGCGAUAACGGAGGGGGGAAAAAGAAAUGCUAGAAAUUCGAAAGAAUUUCGUGUUGAACGAACGAGUGAGGU
Molecule: messenger RNA, 5458 nt
Organism: Frieseomelitta varia
Lineage: Eukaryota; Metazoa; Arthropoda; Insecta; Hymenoptera; Apidae
Gene: Cyp18a1
Product: cytochrome P450 18a1
Exons: 5
Coding region: 2064-3683 (539 amino acids)
Biological process (GO): xenobiotic metabolic process
Cellular component (GO): intracellular membrane-bounded organelle; cytoplasm
Molecular function (GO): oxidoreductase activity, acting on paired donors, with incorporation or reduction of molecular oxygen, reduced flavin or flavoprotein as one donor, and incorporation of one atom of oxygen; heme binding; iron ion binding
Source: RefSeq, a predicted model, not a curated record